Messenger RNA from Arachis ipaensis, 3110 nucleotides. Its product is annotated as C2 domain-containing protein At1g53590. The record is from RefSeq and is a predicted model, not a curated record. Gene Ontology annotation, molecular function: lipid binding. NCBI's taxonomy places the organism in Eukaryota, Viridiplantae, Streptophyta, Magnoliopsida, Fabales, Fabaceae.
UUCAUUUUCUCUUUCUCUUUUAAUCAGCUACUGAACCUUGCCGGUGUUUGCUUCGUCAAUACGUCACCGUUUCACUAACCCCAAAUUAUCCGAAUCCCUGGGCCCUCAAUUGGGACACACACACUCUCAAAGUUUUAACUUUUAAUCUUUCGCACUGUGCACAUGAUUUUGAUAUUUGAUAUUUGACAUAUUUUAUAAUAAAAAUGAUGUAUUAUAUAUCCAUUUCCAAUUCCGUUUCCCCCUCCUUUCUUGAAUAUCCUGGAGUAUUUACUUCUUUCAUUGGAGCCUUUCAUCAAACAGUUUCAAUACGUGCCUUUAUAUUUCAAUAUUUGUAGCCUUCUGGCGAGUGGAGUUGGUGAAAAGAUUUGGUUUUUUCCCAUUGUCGGAGAUUCGUGGAUCUUGUAGUUGGUGAAUGGAUUUGGAUUAAUGGGAUUGUGCAAACUUUUUAUCUUUGUUGCGAAGGGUGGUGGAUUCAAGUGAAGAUUCUCUCUCUCUCUCUCUCUCUCGGAAUGGAUAUAACGGAAGUUACGAUCUUGCAUCAUGUGGGGAUCGUUCUGAUGGUGAUGUGGUUGCUAUCUGCAGUCAACUAUUUCCAUCCAUUUGCUUACUUUGUUGCUUUGAUCUAUCUUUACCUGGUUCAUGAGCUUUAUGUUACAAGGCUGCGGAAGAAGGUGCAGUUUGAAGAGAGGAAACAAGCUAAUCAAAGAAGGGUGCUUUCAGAUUCUGAAACUGUCCGGUGGUUGAACCAUGCUGUUGAAAACAUAUGGCCUAUAUGUAUGGAAAAUAUUGCCUCUCAGAAUAUCUUGCUUCCCAUCAUACCAUGGUUCUUAGAGAAGUACAAACCUUGGACUGCAAAAGAAGCUGUUGUGCAGCACCUAUACUUGGGAAGAAAUCCCCCUUUGUUUAAUGAAAUUAGGGUACUUCGCCAGAAUGAUGAUGACCACUUGGUACUAGAGUUAGGAAUGAAUUUCCUCACGGCAGACGAUAUGAGUGCAAUACUUGCUGUGAAAUUAAGAAAAAGGUUGGGAUUUGGAAUGACAGCAAAGCUGCACAUAACGGGAAUGCAUGUUGAAGGGAAGGUCUUGGUUGGGGUGAAGUUUCUCCGGACAUGGCCUUUUAUUGGCCGUUUGCGCGUAUGCUUUGUUGAACCUCCAUACUUCCAAAUGACUGUGAAACCUAUAUUUACUCAUGGGCUUGAUGUGACUGAACUUCCAGGGAUUGCCGGGUGGCUAGAUAAGCUUCUCUCUAUUGCUUUUGAACAAACUCUUGUUGAGCCCAAUAUGCUGGUUGUUGAUGUUGAGAAAUUUGUUACACCGCAAGAAGGGCCUUGGUUCUCUGUGGAUGAAAAGGAUCCUGUUGCUUAUGUGAAAGUAGAACUUAUUGAGGCAUCUGACAUGAAGCCAUCAGAUCCAAAUGGACUAGCUGAUCCUUAUGUGAAAGGUCGUUUGGGUGGAUACAGAUUUAGGACAAAGAUACAAAGGAAAACGCUCAAUCCUAAAUGGCUUGAGGAAUUUAAAAUUCCCAUCAUUUCAUGGGAUUCUAGCAAUGUGCUGGCGCUUUUAGUUCAUGACAAGGACCAUUUCUAUGAUGAUGAUCUUGGGGAAUGUUCUGUGAAUAUCAAUGAUCUCAGGGAUGGACAAAGACAUGAUAUGUGGCUGCCACUUCAAAACGUGAAAAUGGGGAGGUUGCAUCUUGCGAUAACCGUUGUUGACCAUGGCAAGGAGGUUGAUGCUACAUGCAAGCAAGAAACAGUGAAUACUGAAGAAAUGAGGAAAAGUUCAUUAAAAAAUGAGACUGCCAAUGAAGGUUCCUUCCCAUCUGUUACAUCUGAAAAACUUGCAAAGCUUAACGAUGACUUUGAGGCGAUAGAUGUUAUAGGGCAAAAGGAGACAGGAAUUUGGGUUCAUCACCCAGGAAGCCAAGCUUGCCCAAACUGGGAACCGAGAAAAGGGAAGGGUAGACGCCUUGAUACUGAGAUCUCCGGGGAGCAGAAUGGUUCAUCUCGCAACUUAAAAUCACAGGUUAAUGGUUCCAUGAAAAAUGAGAACUGUAGCAGCAGUCCUGAUGAUGAUUUUGAACAAAAGCAUCCUCAUAUGGGAAAAGUAAAGAGGGGACUGCACAAGAUUGGUGAUGUCUUCCGUAAGAAUUCGAAAAAGGAGGAUCAAAUUGGUUCUGGUGGAGAAGGUGUUCCAUCCCCUCGCGCAUUCCGCUGGAGUUUCAACAAGAAGGGGGAGGAUCUGUUUAGUCGUGGUAGAGAGGAUGUUCCAUCACCACAUGAUAACAUUAGGUCAGUCAAUUCCAAAAGUGGUGUUGGUUUGAAAUUUGUCAUGGACGAUAAUGUUUCUGGGUUUCCAACCGGCAAGCUUCAAGUAGAAGGCGAAGGCGAGUCGACUGAAGGAUCACCCCCGGAGAGUCCAAGCAAGGGAAAUGUCAAGGAGAAGGCGAAGAAUGUUUUGAAACACGCCGAGAAGGGCAUAAAGCAAGCUCUCUCUUUUAGGUCAAAGAAACGUAGGAGUAAAGGUGACCCGACCGCCACAGUGCCGGAAACCUUUGAUGAAUCCGAGUCGUCUUCUGAUGAAUCUGCUCCUGUUCCGGUGCGAUCAGCUGGAGACGAAAGUAUUCCUGUUGCGUGUGAGGGCAAUGCUUCUCCCGGAAAUGUCUCCCCCAACCCCAAGGUGGUUGUGGUUCAUAAAGUCCAAUCUGACACUCCUGUGGAUGAUGAGGCCCCAAUCAAGGAGGAGAUUUUUGAAGAGGAGACUCAAAGGGUUACUAGUCCUGAUAGGCCUAGUGAAGAUUCUUUUGAAGCAAAAGGUGAUAAAAAUGAAGUGGUGGCUGAUAAAAGAGAUAAUAGUUAACCCAAAUGAAAGCAUGUCUUGGCAAUUUUAUUCCACUUUGUAGCAUCCAUAGUUGUCUUUCUCUUUUGUUUGUACAGCAGCUUUCUUAGUUGUUGCCUUUGAUAGGCCUUUGUUACAUAAACAUUUUCAUGGGGUAUAGAGCGAGUGUUUUACACAGUAUAGAGAUUUGUAAACAUGUAAAGUAAUUUGCAUGAACCCAGAAAAGAAAAAAGAUGCAGAUAACAGAAGUUACAAUCUGGUUGUUACCUUGUAGCA